Micromonas commoda is the source of this 234-nucleotide messenger RNA. RefSeq lists its product with no specific name. The transcript is spliced from 3 exons. Bases 1 to 234 code for a protein of 77 amino acids. The record is from RefSeq and is a predicted model, not a curated record. Gene Ontology annotation, molecular function: ubiquitin protein ligase binding; protein tag activity. Gene Ontology annotation, cellular component: cytoplasm; nucleus. Gene Ontology annotation, biological process: protein neddylation; modification-dependent protein catabolic process; regulation of proteolysis. Lineage: Eukaryota; Viridiplantae; Chlorophyta; Mamiellophyceae; Mamiellales; Mamiellaceae.
AUGAUGAUCAAGGUGAAGACCCUGACGGGCAAGGAGAUUGAGAUCGACAUCGAACCCACCGACUCCAUCGAGCGUAUCAAGGAGCGCGUCGAGGAGAAGGAGGGCAUCCCGCCGGUCCAGCAGAGGCUGAUCUUCGGAGGUAAGCAGAUGAACGACGAUAAGAUCGCGAAGGACUAUAACAUCGAGGGCGGUUCGGUGCUUCACCUGGUGCUGGCGCUGCGCGGGGGUUGCUGA